UAAAUGUCAACUUUAUUUUCCGUGGGGCUAAAUUAUAUGAUAAUAUUUUUUUGUAGAUGGAAUUUUUGGUAUUGAUGGGGCAAUAUGAACAGAUCGAAUAUGUUAACGGCCAACAAGGUCAAACUUCAUGGUAUGACUUCCUCCAAAUGGACCACUAAAGAUCAAAUAACUCAAUACAAAGGCCUUAUAAAUUUAUAUACAAAAGAUAGGAAUGUUUUGAAAAGCGAAAAUGAUAUACCCAGAAGACGGCAAGCUAGAGAACUAAAGAAAUUACAACGAAAUAUAGAUAUCAACAGAAAGGCUUUAGAUAACUUAUUAAAAGGAGAUAAACAAAAAUUGCAGAAUAUCUUACAAGAUCAUAGAGAAUUGAAAAUUUUAUUUCAGGAAGCUCCACCCCAAAAGGCAAUAGAUGUGAUUCAUAAAGCAAAUUUCAACAAACGAAAAUUGAAAGAUUUAUUAUCUUAUAAAAUAAAAUUAAAAUCUAAUAUACUCACAGAUUUGAAAUUAAAAUGCGCUGAAUAUGAGGAUGCACUGAAGUAUAAAGACAAUGCCAAACUUUUACCUUGCGAAAGAAAAGCGUACACUUUGAACGGAAAAGUGCAAGACGCGUUCUUAAAAAUAGAAGCAGCCGUAUAUAUAAGAAAUUCUUAUACAGAAAUUGUGGCCCUCAUGAAAAAAGACGCCAUAUAUUUCGAUGCCGUAUUAUCAGCGUUAGAAAAGGAUGGUCUAAAUCAAGCAAAAUGUUUAUUGAAUCUAACAAAAGUUGGUCAAGAAGCGAUAGAAUAUUUGACCAAUAGAAGAAACGAAUUCAUGUUUUUGGAAAGAUUAGUGCGAAACGAAAUGUGGGAAAGAAGACAAGAUCUUGAAAUAGUACAACAGAAUGUACAGGAUUUCGCGGACAAUUUAAAACAUCUAAUACGAGAUGAUAACGACGUUAACACCGGCGAAAUCAGAUUAAAUUCUUCACGAAGUUACGACAUAUUGAAACAAGAAAUUGAUGGUAUUGAAAUCACAAUAAACAAAUUAAAAAAUUCAUUUUCCGCUCACUCUGUCGAUCAAAUGUAUCCUUUACUGAAAGAACAAUUUUCUCAAAAGGAACGGCUCAUGCGAUUUAUGGAAAAAUGCAAAUCGGCGAAAGAGGAAUUAGUACGAAAAACGAAACUGGCUUCUGUUGUAUACUCUAAAACUCGCAACACCACUCUAGAUACAACAGAUUCAUACAAUAUCCUUAAAGUGAAAUUAAAAGAUAACAUCCUGAAAGAGUUGAGUUAUACGAAGGAAAUACAAGUUGGAAUUGAUGAUAGAUGCGAACUUCUAGCGAAAAUUAGAGUUUCAUUGAAACAUCUACAGUUACUAUCUCGAUUACUAAAUACGGAAGUUGAGGAAAUAACUCCGAUUUAUCAACGAAAGAGCUUACCUCCCUUCAAACCCGAAAAAGAUGAGAUUGAAAUCUUGAACAUUAUUCCAGAAUUGCUGCGUAAAUUUGCGAAGUUAGCUAAUAAAUCCGAACAAAUUUUAGACACAAAAUUUAUUUUCAACGGUUUCCAAUUGUUUGAAGUACUAAUGCGCGAUAGGAGUAAGCCGAUUCAAAUCGAUAUUAUACAUGAAGAAGAAUCACUUAUUGAAGCGGAUGUUAUCGAUGCUACUGUGCCAACAGCUAAAGAUAUUAAGAAACAGAGUGAAGAAAUCGUAGCUCUCGGUUUAGCCGCCUUAGAAUAUAAACCUCCUCCACCAACUAAAAAACCAUACAAAUAUAGGCGAAGAAAUAAAUAAUGGGUAAUAACAUACGACUAUAAUAAUAUAAGGGUCCAAAUAAAAAAAGUUAAACUUCA
Molecule: messenger RNA, 1832 nt
Organism: Diorhabda carinulata
Lineage: Eukaryota; Metazoa; Arthropoda; Insecta; Coleoptera; Chrysomelidae
Exons: 1
Coding region: 85-1773 (562 amino acids)
Biological process (GO): outer dynein arm assembly; cilium movement
Cellular component (GO): cilium
Source: RefSeq, a predicted model, not a curated record